UGGUUGUAUACUUAAUCUACUUAGUCUUCAUGGAUGCCUAUAGGAUCUCCAAUAUUCUCGGGAACCUAGAGAAAGUGAGCAUCAUCACAGAGAGGUUCAACAAGCAGAAACCGACGAGGAUUAAAUCGCCACCGCCGCAUCAAAACUCCUUGUGGGCGUUUCGAAUGUUAUUAAUAUUCUUCAAGAUAAUCGGUCUCGCGACCUUCUCUCACUGCGUCGUCGCCCAGAAGAAAAGAAGCCCACAAACGUCCUGCACGUUCCAGUACUCUGAGCUGGGCAUCGUUUACAACGCCGUGCUCGUCAGUCUGAUGAUCGCCUCGAAUUACCUGUCGAUACCGUACAGGAUCAACAUGGAGUAUCCCAACAAGACGAACAUGAGUGUAGGCAUCGAGAUCUUUCAGACUCUGCUCGGCAGCAUGGCGAUCUGCGCGAUUUUACUCAGCUAUUGCUUCGGCGAGAGGUCCCUGGUGCGAAUUGCCAACCGACUGAUGGACGUCGAGCACGAGCUCAACCGUCAGUACCGUUUGUACCCUUCGUUGCGACGAGAGCGUGUCUUGUGUUUCCUGGCGAUCAUCUGCAUUCUGGAAGGUAGUCUGGCGAUAACUCUCCUGAUCUGCGAAUACUUCGCCUUCUAUUCAAGCCCGAUCUCCUGGCUGACAGAUGUUCUGCCGACGUUUCACGUGGGAUUCUUCAUGAUCCAGUAUUCCCUGUUGGUGACUGUUAUACAGGCGGAUUUUGUCGACGUGAAUCAGGCGAUACAGGGUAUCUCCAGAGUUAGCACGCCGGACUCCCGACCACAAUCCCUGUAUCAGACUCGUCGCAUCAUCGUCAGCAACUCCUCCGUUCAUCAACUGCUACAGUUGCGGGAUGUGCACUGUCAUCUCUGCGAGGUCUCCCAGGACGUGUCGGACUUCUAUUCGGUGCCGAUAGUGUGUGGCAUCUCCUUCAUGUUCUUCUCGCUUGUAUACAACGCCUACUACCUCCUGUCGCCUUUUUUGCUGAGCAGUGAGAUCUUGGAAGUCGCGGUUUUGACUGAUACCAUCAUCUGGUUGAUUUUUUUGAUUUAUCCCAUUAUCCUUCUUACCACUAGAAUUACUAGGAUUUUGCGCGAGGUGGAAAAAACCGGUAGUGCGAUACAUAAACUCUUGAGUUGCACGAUCGGCAAUAUGAUGAAGUCAGAGCUCAAACAAUUCUCGCUUCAACUUUUGCACCGCAAGAUACAUUUUACAGCUAGCGGAUACUUUACUCUCGAUAAUACUUUCUUCCAUUCGAUGAUGGGUGCGACGACGACGUAUCUGGUGAUACUUCUGCAAUUUCAGAUGGGAAGCUCGCCGAGGUUGUCCUGCAAUUGUACGCAGGAAGAUUUGCUAAAUACGGACGAAUAAUGACAUAAAAAUUGAUAAGAAAUGUCACAAUGUGUCAAGUAUAAAAAACGAUUAAAGAAACGCGCAAUGAUAAUAACGGGAACUGUAUUCUGAUUCUGUCUGGAUAUAGGUGUGUAUAAGAAUACAAUGUACAUAAAAGUUA
This is a messenger RNA of Odontomachus brunneus, 1527 nucleotides long. RefSeq names its product putative gustatory receptor 28b. The record is from RefSeq and is a predicted model, not a curated record. NCBI's taxonomy places the organism in Eukaryota, Metazoa, Arthropoda, Insecta, Hymenoptera, Formicidae. The transcript has 4 exons. Gene Ontology annotation, cellular component: membrane; neuronal cell body; dendrite. Bases 30 to 1385 code for a protein of 451 amino acids. Gene Ontology annotation, biological process: sensory perception of taste.